Messenger RNA from Pyrus x bretschneideri (Chinese white pear), 3112 nucleotides. RefSeq names its product calmodulin binding protein PICBP-like. The record is from RefSeq and is a predicted model, not a curated record. Lineage: Eukaryota; Viridiplantae; Streptophyta; Magnoliopsida; Rosales; Rosaceae. The transcript is spliced from 2 exons. The coding region runs from base 1 to 2793 and encodes 930 amino acids. Gene Ontology annotation, molecular function: calmodulin binding.
AUGGUCCAAAGAAAGGUGCCAAACAAGCUUGGAAUCCAAGCUGAUCAUGAUAAAUUCGAGAAGCAGUUUUCGAGCCUGAAGACGUCUUCUCAGUUCCAAGAUGGGAAACACAGAGGAGCUGAUUUGAAGAAGAAGAAGAUGAAGAAAGCUAGAUCAAUCAAGCUUUCAGAUGUUCAGAGCUUGAGAUCAUCACCUUUGAGGAAGAACUUAUCUCAGCCAGGAAGGCCGCCACCGCAGCCUCUCAAUGUUCCAAGCACUGCGGCUUCCCCUCAGAAGCAGCCUCUGACCAAGGCAACUUACGGCUCGCCAAGCUACAUGAAGCCCACCAGCUGUUCUCAUGCAAAGAAGGAGCAGUCACAGGUUAGUCUUCGAAGUUCUCCGCCUAUAUUUUCGGAUAGUAAGAACCAGAACCGAAAAAAUUCAGGCAGUUCAAAGCUUAGCUCUGCUUCUAGUAAACCUGAAAGAAGUUUAGCAAGGACAUCUGGUUUGAAGCUUGUGAGAACUUUAAUGAAGUCCCCUAGUUUUAAGCCGGCAAGAGCUUCGGCGAAAAAAACUUCCAGGGUUGCUCUUUGUGCAGAUGUGAAUGUUCAGAGAGCAACUUGUUCUUCAACACUGAAGGAUACAAAGUUUCCUGACUAUCUGACGAUUAGUCCUGGGGGAACCGAAGCUGAGGGAACUUCAAUCAUGAAGGUUUGCCCGUAUACGUACUGUUCUCUUAAUGGCCAUCAUCAUUCGCCUAUGCCACCAUUGAAGAGUUUCUUGUCUGCAAGAAGACGUUCGUUGAAGACCCAGAAGAUGAUGAAAUUGCAAGCUCUGAGUCCACGCGGAGCAAAGCGAUGUAAUGAUGGAACAAAAGAAAUUGAUUUGCAGAAAAUGUUGUUUGAUGAGAAUGAAAAAAUUGCAGAGAAAGAAGCUGCUUUGGAUUUCUUUGUUGAAAUUUAUGCUACAAACGAGGAAGAUGGCACCGAGGCAUUUGGAAGGAAAGCAGGAGCUGAUUUUGUAGGACAACAAGAAGUUUACGAGGGUCCUGCGUUUCCAAAUGAUGCAAGUGAUGAAGCAGAAACAGAAAAUUAUGCCAACAGCCUAGUUGUGGAGAACCUGUUGGAUAGAUCACCGCAUUCUGAGAGUGAAUCUGUGGCAGAAAGCUUCGAAGAAUUUCCUGAAGAAGACCAAAAAGAAGAUGCAGAUGAAGACUACGGACCACAGUCAGAUCAAGAAGACAAUUCCACUGGAAGCUGCUUGAAAGAGAGUGACUCUGAAGACCUUUCAAGCACUGAAAUGGAUUAUUCCAGUUCUGAAAGUAUUGACAUGGAGUGGGAGGAAGGGCAAUUUGCCACUACAGUGCUUGGUGAUUAUGAAUCUGUCCCAAAUGCCGGUUGUUCAAUAAAAAUUCAAGACACUGAUAAGCAAGAAGAAUCGCUGAUCAACUCUGACGCAAUGAAAGGUAACAGCGAUAAUAUGAUUCAGGAUUAUUAUGUAGUACUGCAGAAUGAUGGUGAUGUCAGUGAACAGGAUGUCAUUAAACAGAAUUUUGAGAUUCAAGAGUCUGAGCAAGAGUAUGAAAGAUGGAGUUACGACCAACUUUCUUACACUGAGGAUGCAUUUGAAGGAGGCAGUGAACUAUCGGAGACAGAUUGCAUAGAAAUAUCUUCAAAAGAGGAGCCAACUGAGGAACUAACAGGAACUGGUGAGGAAAUUCAAGAACAAAAUGAAUGUUUUGAAGCAGAGGAUCAUGAGAUCGGCUCUCACCUUGGACAUGUUGAAAGCAACUACACCAUUGUGGAGACAGAUGAAGCUUCAGAGAACCAAACAAAUAAUACAUUUCAUGAAGAUGAAACUAGUACGCUGACAGGAGACCGAAUUUCUAUUCCUUCUCAGGAUAGCUGCGACACAGAUGAUGCUGAAACAGAUGAAGGAUGCAACGGGAACCAUGAUAAAGAGAAUUCAGAAACAAAUCAAAAUGUUGCACCUGGUGACUUUGGCUUGGAACCCGAACUCCCUACAGGGGUUCCUGAAAAUCAAAUGGAAGCAACAGAGCAAAUUGGUGAUGUCAAACCAUCACCGGAGAUUCAGCUUUCUGAUUCGGUGCACGAUGCUUCUGAAGCUGAUGAAGAUGCUGUCAAGGUUGACGAUUAUGAUAAUGGCAAGAAGACUGAGCCCUUCCAGCAUAAUGACAUUGCUGAAGAUGGUAACCUGUCCAAAGGGAAGCACACGAAGCCCAAAAUUUCAAGUUCCAAUGAAUCUGAGGAUCCAAGCGUUUUAAGGCUGAAAAAAUCAGAUAUCUUCGGUAACAACACAGGAGAACCUGAUAACAUGGAAGUGGAAAACAAUUCAGAGCCAGAUGCCACAAAAAAUUUCAACGCGGCCAAUAAUAGCAUUAGCCCUGGGAUGAAGAGAAAAUUUACUGAAGCAGCAAGCAACUUCGACCAAGAACUGCCCAACACCUACAACUACUGGAAAAGAAUCAAAUGCAAGAAACUUAACAUGGAUGGGGAGGAGCAAAGGAAGUUCAAUCCAAGAGAACCGAAUUACCUGCCUUUGGUUCCUGACCCUGAACCAGAAAAGGUUGACCUCAGGCAUCAGAUUAUCGACGACAAGAAAAAUACAGAUGAAUGGAUGCUUGACUAUGCACUCCAGCAAGCUGUCACAAAACUGGCCCCUGCAAGGAAGAAGAAGGUGGCACUGCUUGUUGCAGCUUUCGAAACGGUCAUGCCAGCGCCCAAAGUUGAAAAACAUCUUCGGCAUACAUCAACAGGCUUCAGUCACGCAAGACCUAUGCAAGCUUGUAGCUGAUGACAGUUACUGAGGUGAAAAGAAUGCAACAUCUAUAAGCUACUGAAGCGAAGGCACAAGAAUAUAUGAGAACUACAGUUCCAGCAGAACACAACUCCCCGUUUCUCGGCUCCUUUCAGAAUUUCUGGAGAGGAAGGAGACAGCUUCAUGCAGUGACGAUUCGAGAGUGGUUCUCCUACAGCUCCAUGCUAGUGUACUUUGAUUAACAAUAUAUAUAAUGACAGUUUAAUGUUUUAUGGUGUGAUUUGCUACCAUUUCAUCCCCUACCGUUGCAGGAGGCACUGGCCUCCAAAACAAUAUUAUAUGGUUGUUUGCUUAA